AUGCCGUCAAUUUCUGUUCACACUAGCCAAUGCUUUCUAAAUCAAUUGCCCACUUUCUCUGGUAUUUCAGUGUUUGCUUUGGAUCGCCUGUUCGAAGAGUAUGCACCUGUUCGUCAAACUAGCCUCAGUUCACCGCAGAAAAUAUCUGCACCAGAAACAUCAACGGAUGAUUUUGCUCGAGUGAUUUACGCACUGGGAGAGGGGGAUGAUCAAAGGUCGUUGGCCGCUCGUUCACGGACCCAAAGUGAACAUCAAGUGAACACAACAGCAACUUAUCUCGAAACAUGGGAAGCCCUCAGUUCCCAUGAAAAUCCGUUCAACCGUCCACCCGUUCCUCAUAGCCUCGUUGUUGAACAGCAUUGGGAAUUGUUCCAAGCAAUAAACCGAAGAGCUCCGAGGAGAUUCCAGUGCCCCUAUUGUGGGAAUGUGUAUGUACGCGAACGCGCCCUAAAGGCACAUCUUCGCACAUGCAAGGCAAAUGGAUGUACUGCCUCAUAUUUCAGUGUGAAAACAUCACAAACGGGAGAUUCAGCUGGGUUCCAGGACCGCGAUCUACAUGUCGUGUUGAAGCCCUACAACGAAGUUGCCUACAACUUGGCCCAUCGCCAAAUAAAAUUCCACCUGGACUCCUAUAAACAGAACAGACCAGGUAAACUGUUGGAAUUUUUGGAGUCUUCGCGUUUGGCACGGCUACUCAUCCUUAUUUUUGGUUGCUCGCUCAUCCCUGGAUGGGUGUUAAUACUGACGCUCUGGAGCCUGCCAGCCGAUGAGUUUCACGUCGGCGAUGGACUUCCAAAAAUAUACACCGGAGUUGCCUGGGAGCACUGGCAAAACAAAUCGGAUUACUGUUGGGGGCGGUUAAAGGAUGUUCUUGGCGAAUGUUUCCCGGGGUUGACAAGCGCUUUCUUCGCUACGUGA
Messenger RNA from Opisthorchis viverrini, 918 nucleotides. RefSeq lists its product as hypothetical. The coding region runs from base 1 to 918 and encodes 305 amino acids. NCBI's taxonomy places the organism in Eukaryota, Metazoa, Platyhelminthes, Trematoda, Opisthorchiida, Opisthorchiidae. The record is from RefSeq and is a predicted model, not a curated record. The transcript is spliced from 6 exons.